This is a messenger RNA of Emiliania huxleyi CCMP1516, 784 nucleotides long. RefSeq lists its product as hypothetical. The transcript has 5 exons. Gene Ontology annotation, cellular component: histone deacetylase complex. Gene Ontology annotation, molecular function: histone deacetylase activity. The record is from RefSeq and is a predicted model, not a curated record. Lineage: Eukaryota; Haptophyta; Isochrysidales; Noelaerhabdaceae. Gene Ontology annotation, biological process: chromatin organization. Bases 73 to 774 code for a protein of 233 amino acids.
CGAGCCUUCGAUCCGCAGCUCGUCCUCGUCUCGGCCGGCUUCGACGCGGCGGGAGGCGACAGGGUGGGCGGGAUGGACCUCACCGCGGGUGGGUUCGCGGGGAUGGCGGCGCGGUUGCGGUCGCUGGCGGGUGGGCGGGUGGUCUUCGCGCUCGAGGGGGGCUACAAGCCCUCCCUCGCUGCUAAGGGCGUCCUCGCGUGCGUCCGCGUGCUGCUCGACGACCCCUCCGUCGGCCCGGCCGCGAGGCUGCCGCAGGGCGAGCCGCGCGUCGACUUUGGAGGGAUCGCGCGCGCGGCGCACCACGCACUCCUCGAGACGCUGCGAGCGCACGCCGACCUCUGGCCACUCCUCAAGGGCUCGCCCCUCGCCAACCACCCCUCCCUCCCGCUCCGCCUCUCGGAACGACCCUCCGCCGCGCACUCCGACGGCGACGGCGACGGCGGCGGCGACGCCGACGGGCCCCUCCGCCCUGGCCCCGCCGCCGCCACCGCGGUGCCGUCGACGCAGGGUGCCGCGACGAGCGGCGGUUCGAGCGGCGGUUCGAGCGGCAGCGAGGGCGUCCAGCAGUGCAGGAGCUGCUCGUGCCGGCUGCCAAAGGGCGCGUUCUCCGCCAGCCAGCUACGGCGGAGGCGGGCCGGCGAGCGCGUUUGCAAGGGGUGUUCCGGGAUCUCCAUGCCGAAAGGAGCUUUCCAUGCGGCCAAUCGAGGACAUAAUUCUAUUGGGAUUCCCGCAGUACGCGUGUCGAGUACGCAUGAUGAUGUGACUGAUUUGUGAGUGUGUGGUG